This is a messenger RNA of Hyla sarda, 1203 nucleotides long. RefSeq names its product protein kinase C delta type-like. The coding region runs from base 164 to 1111 and encodes 315 amino acids. The record is from RefSeq and is a predicted model, not a curated record. Gene Ontology annotation, molecular function: protein serine/threonine kinase activity; ATP binding. Lineage: Eukaryota; Metazoa; Chordata; Amphibia; Anura; Hylidae. The transcript is spliced from 3 exons. Gene Ontology annotation, biological process: protein phosphorylation.
CCUUACUACUGGGGUGGCACACUGUAACAAAUCUCCUUCCAGGUAAUUACAUGUGACAUGUGACCUCUCCUCCAGCUCAGCCCCGCCUCCUCCACAGCAUCACACAGGUCCUUCAACCAUGAUCUUUUCUCUCCUCCACAGCUAAGCUCCGCCCCCACAUGUGAUGGUGACAUCAUCACAGGUCCUACACCUCCAGCAUCUAGCAGUCCGGGCCAGGGGAGGAGACAGAGGGAGGGUGGGCCUAGCAUCAGUCCCCGGCCGAAACAACUACGUCGCCAUCAAAGGUAUCACCAAAACAGCGGACAAUGCAGGAAUCCUACAGAGAGAGCGACGGAUACUCAUGCUGGCCCGAGACUGCCCGUUCCUGUGUCACCUGUAUGCUGCACAGCAGUCUCAGGACCAUGCCUACUUCAUCACCGAGUACCUGUCCGGCGGCAGCUUGGAGGCUUUACUCACAAUGUGCAGCAGUCUAAACAUCGAAAUAGUAAGAUUCUACACAGCAGAGAUUGCAUGUGGCCUCCAUUUCCUUCACAGACAGAACGUCGUCCACCGAGAUAUCAAGCCAGAUAACAUCAUGCUGGAUCGAGAUGGACACAUCUGCAUCAUAGACCUCGGACUUGCCCAAGAUGGCGUCACCUCCUCCAACAAGAUCCAAGGAGUGACGGGCACAUUACUUUACAUGGCCCCAGAGGUGCUCCAGAGGAAGAGUUACCAUGCAGCGGUUGACUGGUGGAGCCUGGGGAUUGUUGUAUCCCGGAUGUCAGCAGGACGUUCCCCAUUCUACUUUGGCUGCAACAGAGAAAUGGCUCACGAUUCCAUCACCAGAGAGAAGCCUAAUAUUCCAUCUUGGCUCCCUGCUGACCUGAAACAUCUGAUCCAACAACUGCUGCACAAGAAUCCUGAGAAGCGGCUGGGUGUGAACAGGAACAUCAGAGACCAUCCAUUCUUCACCACCAUCAACUGGGAGGAACUGGAGCAGAAGAGAGCACAGCCGCCAUUUACACCAUUCGAGGCAGCUCUGAAGAAGGGAGACCUGCGGUGGUCAGAGGUAGAGACAGCUCUUCAUCCCUUGGAAGGAUUCUCUUUCAUAGCUCCAAGCUGGGAAUGGUAAGAUCAGCCCACGGCCCAGAGCUCUGUACCAUCUGAGUGCUGCACCCAGGAGCGGCCUGUGCUUGUAACACCUCAGCACAGGCCGGUAAGUAU